AUGUCUGAAUUACAAUUGACAAUCUUAAAGACCUUGGAUUCCCAAGGUCCAAUCGCAAACACUUUGGAAACUUUCCCAAAUAAAACUUCUCAAGAAGUUCAAGCUGCUUUAAACUCUUUAUUAGCUCGUCAAAAAAUUACAUAUAAAAAUAUUGAUAAAGAACAAUGGAAUUUAACUCAAGAAGGUCAAGAUAUCGUUUCAAAUGGGUCCCAUGAAUAUAGAUUACUAGAGACCGUUUUAAAAUUAGAACAUUUGAAAAUUUCAGAAGUUGGUAAUGUCUUGGGUCCUGCUGGUAAAAUGGGUCAAGGUAAAGCUUUUAAAAAUGGUUGGAUUAGUAAAAAUGGUGAUGAAUUAAUUAUUAAUGAUAAAUUAGAUAAAUCCAACUUACCAAAUGAUGAAACUGCAUUAGAAUUAAAACAAUUACAAGAUCAAGGUACUUUAUCAGAUUCUAAAAAAUUAGCUGAUUUGAAAAAAAGAAAAUUAGCUACAGUUUCUAAAAUUCAGUCAUUUUCUGUAGAGAAAGGUCCUGAAUUUAGUUUAGAAAUUGAAAAAUUAGAAACUGAUAUCACAAGUGAUAUGAUUAUAAAUGGAUCAUGGGAAAAUGCUAAAUUUAAACCUUAUAAUUUUAAUUCUGAAGGUGUUUCUCCAGAUUCUGGUGCUUUACAUCCAUUAAUGAAAGUUCGUGAAGAAUUUAGACAAAUUUUCUUUUCUUUAGGUUUCAGUGAAAUGCCAUCAAAUCAAUAUGUUGAAACUGGGUUCUGGAAUUUUGAUACUUUAUUCGUUCCACAACAACAUCCUGCUCGUGAUUUACAAGAUACUUUUUAUAUUAAAGAUCCGCUAGUUGCAGGUGAACCUGAAGAUAAAAAAUAUUUACAAAACAUUAAAGCUGUUCAUGAAGGUGAUGCUUUUGAUUCAAUUGGUUAUAGAUAUCCAUGGAAUAUUGAAGAAAGUUUAAAAUUAGUCUUGAGAACUCAUUCAACUGCAAUUUCUUCUAAAAUUUUACAUGAUUUAGCUGCCAAUCCAGGUCCUGCAAGAUUAUUCUCUAUUGAUAGAGUUUUCAGAAAUGAAGCUGUUGAUGCUACACAUUUAGCUGAAUUUCAUCAAGUUGAAGGUGUCUUGGCUGAUUAUGAUUUAACUUUAGGUGAUUUAAUUGGAUUUAUGGAAGAUUUCUUCUCCAAAAUGGGUGUUACAAAUUUAAAAUUUAAACCAACUUAUAAUCCAUAUACUGAACCUUCAAUGGAAAUUUUCUCAUGGCAUGAAGGUCUUGGUAAAUGGGUUGAAAUUGGUAAUUCAGGUAUGUUUAGACCUGAAAUGUUGGAACCAAUGGGUUUACCAAAGAAUUUAAGAGUUUUAGGUUGGGGUUUAUCUUUAGAACGUCCAACUAUGAUUAAAUAUGGUGUUAGUAAUAUUAGAGAAUUAUUAGGUCAUAAAGUUAGUCUUGAUUUUAUUGAAACUAAUCCUGCUGCUCGUCUUGAUGAAGAUAUUUAG
Hansenula ciferrii is the source of this 1488-nucleotide messenger RNA. It is a transcript of the gene FRS2, whose product is annotated as phenylalanine--tRNA ligase subunit alpha. Gene Ontology annotation, biological process: phenylalanyl-tRNA aminoacylation. The coding region runs from base 1 to 1488 and encodes 495 amino acids. The record is from RefSeq and is a predicted model, not a curated record. NCBI's taxonomy places the organism in Eukaryota, Fungi, Ascomycota, Saccharomycetes, Phaffomycetales, Wickerhamomycetaceae. Gene Ontology annotation, cellular component: phenylalanine-tRNA ligase complex; cytosol; cytoplasm. The transcript has a single exon. Gene Ontology annotation, molecular function: phenylalanine-tRNA ligase activity; tRNA binding; ATP binding.